Messenger RNA from Trichosurus vulpecula (common brushtail), 2698 nucleotides. It is a transcript of the gene DHRS13, whose product is annotated as dehydrogenase/reductase 13. Lineage: Eukaryota; Metazoa; Chordata; Mammalia; Diprotodontia; Phalangeridae. The record is from RefSeq and is a predicted model, not a curated record. The transcript has 5 exons. The coding region runs from base 50 to 1090 and encodes 346 amino acids.
UUGAAAUUGACCCAGGCUCCUAGCUGCUGGUACCCAGGCUGACCAGACCAUGGAUGGACUCCUGCUAGGAGCCGGGAUGCUCCUGGGCUCCUACGUCCUCAUCUACUAUAACUUCAUCAAAGCCGUGCCCUGUAUGAGCCCCAUCAGCCUAAAGGGAAAGACGGUCGUGGUCACAGGUGGCAACACCGGCAUCGGGAAGAUGACAGCCUUGGAGCUGGCCCAGCGUGGGGCCCGGGUGGUGUUGGCUUGCCGAAGCAAGGAAAAGGGGGAGGCUGCUGUCUAUGACAUCCGAAAGGAGAGUGGGAACAACGAAGUCAUCUUCAUGAUGCUGGAUCUGUCCAGCCUAGCUUCUGUGCAUUCCUUUGCCACUGCCUUCCUGAGCUCAGAGCCAAGACUGGACCUCCUCAUCCACAAUGCAGGGAUCAGUUCCUGUGGCAAAGCUAAGGAAGCCUUUAAUCUGAUCCUUCGGGUAAAUCAUGUGGGUCCUUUCCUGUUGACCCAUCUGCUGCUUCCCCGGCUGAAGGCCAAUGCCCCAAGCCGUGUGGUGGUAAUGGCAUCAGCAGCCCACCGCCGUGGGCGCCUGGACUUCUCCCGCCUGGAUCGUCCAGUCUGUGGCUGGCAACAAGAGUUACGGGCAUAUGCGGACAGCAAGCUGGCCAACGUGCUGUUCACUCGAGAGCUUGCCACUCAGCUUGAAGGCACUGGAGUCACCUGCUAUGCAGCCCACCCAGGUCCUGUGAACUCAGAGUUGUUUCUCCGCCAUGUGCCAGCCUGGCUGCACUUGUUGUUAUCCCCCCUGGCCUGGCUGGUGCUGAGGACUCCACGGGGUGGAGCACAGACACCCCUACACUGUGCCCUACAGGAAGGCAUCGAGCCGCUCAGUGGUCGAUACUUUGCCAACUGCCACGUCGAAGAGGUUGCCACCUCAGCCCGUGAUGACCGGACUGCUCGUCGGCUGUGGGAGGCCAGUGAGAAACUGGCCAGACUGACUAAGGAGGGAACCCAAAACACCAGCCCACAGCCAGGGUCCCCACGUAGGCCUUCGGCCCAAGUCACCACAGACCCAGCGCUCUCUAGGUUCCAAAACUAGAUUCCAUUGCCCCCUGAGGAGCAGAGCACACUGUGUCUGCGUCGCUGUGGGUUGGGGGGCUGAGAGCCAGAAUCAUUUAGCUCCACUAAGGGGCUGCUAGGUCUGCAGCAGCAGCAAUAAAAGGCUGUUAAGCUUCCCUCAUCUGUAAAAGGAGACAGGUUGGAUGAGAGGACCUUGAUGGUCCCUUCCAGAUCCAAGUCUGGAUCAUCUACCAACACAGCUUACAGCGCCUCUGCAAGCUGGCUGAUUAUCCUUGAGAACAACUCAUGGCCCCUGAGUCCCCCCAGCACACACACAUACAUACACAAACACGAACAUACACACACACACAUACACAUACACAUGCAGAAACACAAAUAUGCAUACAUACACACACACUCACACAUAAACAUUCACAUACACUCACACAGACACACACAAUCACCUGGCAGCCAGCCUAGAGAUGACUCCCAUUGAACUGGUCUAGUGUAACCCCCACUCCCCUUCUGUCUUCAGGAGGCCCUCAGAGCCUUUUCAGAUUUUUCAGACUCUACUUUUUGUUAAGGGGGCAGAACUUUAGUGGAGGAUGCCAGAAAGGAGGGUGGCAAUUAGGUGUUUAUUAUACUUCAGGGCCUUGGGAGGAGGUGGAGGGGAGGAGGGGAGAAGAUAGAAAAUUAUUAUUAACCCCUCUGGGGGUGGAGGUAAGGAAAGAUGAUAAUUGUCCCCUAGAGGCUUUGGAGGUAAAGAUAAUUGUUGUCCCCUAGAGGCUCUGGGGAUGGAGGUAACAUAAGGCGAUCAUUGUCCCCUAGAGGCCCUGGGGAUAGAAGUGACUGGAGGUAGUCAUUGUCCCCCAGUGGCCCUGGGGACGGAGGUGAUGAGAAGUGGUCAUUUUUCCCCCAAGGCCCUGGACAUGGAGGUGAUGAGAGGUGGUCAUUGUCCCCCCAAAGGCCCUGGGGAUGGAGGUGAUGAGAGGUGGUCAUUGUCCCCCAGUGGCCCUGGACAUGGAGGUGAUGAGAGGUGGUCAUUGUCCCCCCAAAGGCCCUGGGGAUGGAGGUGAUGAGAGGUGGUCAUUGUCCCCCCAAAGGCCCUGGGGAUGGAGGUGAUGAGAGGUGGUCAUUGUCCCCCCCCAAAGGCCCUGGGGAUGGAGGUGAUGAGAGGUGGUUGUUGUCCCCCCAAAGGCCCUGGGGAUGGAGGUAAUGAGAGGUGGUCAUUUUUCCCCCAAAGGCCCUGGACAUGGAGGUGAUGAGAGGUGGUCAUUGUCCCCCCCAAAGGCCCUGGGGAUGGAGGUGAUGAGAGGUGGUCAGUGGCCCUGGGGAUGGAGGUGAUAAGAGGUGGUCAUUUUUCCCCCAAAGGCCCUGGACAUGGAGGUGAUGAGAGGUGGUCAUUGUCCCCCCCCAAAGGCCCUAGGGAUGGAGGUGAGUGAUUUUUAUGCCCUCCCCUCUUGGAGAAGGAGGAGAGGAGUGACUUCUAUCUCCUGGGAAGGAGGAGGAGAGUGGAGUGCGCGAGCCAAGGUGGUGAUUAACGCCACCUGCUGCCAAUUAACCCCAGGGUGACCUCUUGCAGAAGAGGAGGGCGGGCAAAGGAAGGGUUUCUGGUUUUGCGGAACCAAUAAAGACUGGAUUUGCCCCA